Molecule: messenger RNA, 1047 nt
Organism: Fusarium coffeatum
Lineage: Eukaryota; Fungi; Ascomycota; Sordariomycetes; Hypocreales; Nectriaceae
Exons: 1
Coding region: 1-1047 (348 amino acids)
Source: RefSeq, a predicted model, not a curated record
AUGCGUUUCACUCUUCUUGGUCUGGCCCUUGCUGGUCUGUCGGCGGCUUCUAUAUGGCCUCCAUGUCAAGGCUGGAGCCGUGACUUGUGUGAGGCCAAAAUGCGCAACCGGUCUGCCGAUGCCCGGGAUAUGCCCGGCUACCCUUUCCACCCCCACCAUGUUGCUGGUGAUGACAACUAUGAUCCCGAGGUGGAAGGUAAGCCCGGUUAUGGUCACGGCAACGGCGCUGUCCUGCUCUCAGCCGGACCAGACAGCUACUGGGACCAAUUCCUGCGCUUCGAGGGUGGUUGUUUCCAUGGACGCACUGCCCCAUCCAUGAACCCGAAGGUACCCGGGAUGGGUGGUGCUGUCAACUGCACCUACUAUCCCGACGGCCCCAACCCCAAGCCCAAUUACAAGAUCAUCCCUGGAGAUGAGGGUGCCGCCAUCCAGAACGUCACCAUCGGGGCUGAGCUUGUGUCCAUGAACCCUCUGCAGGUCAACAUGACCGUGCACAACCCCACUCCUCUCCCCAUCACCUUCUGGAAGGAGUGGUCUCCCCUGAGCAAGCGUGGUUGGCAGCUUGGGUAUUACUCAAUCGAGACCGAGCUCUGGGGGCAUUUCUUCGGUCGUGUUGGCGAGAGGUACCGCAUGAACUUCGUGCAGGAGAUCCCCAAGCGCCCCGAGUCCAUCGAUGAGCUAGUCCAGCUCAACCCCGGCGAAUCCGAGUCCCAAACUGUCACCCUCUUCACCUGUGAACCCUCCUCCGAGGGGUCAAUCUUCGACCCUUGCAAGCCUGAGAUGUGGGAGAGGGCAAUCGAGUCCCUCCGACUUUUGGGUUGGAAGCGAAUGCUUAUCCAGGGAGAUUGGUACGGCAUCUGGGCCAAGACCAAGGAGGAGGCUUUCGGCAACAUGACCGACAAGCCUAUGAAGGGUUACUGGACUCGUUGGUGGGCCAGUCAUGCCGUCAUCCCCACCGAUGACGAGCUCAAGGAGUUUGGAGCUUAUACUCCUUUCAGCGCUCCUUGGAAUGAGACAGAGGCUGCCGUUAAUGGGACCUCUGCUUGA